AAAAAAUCACCUGGGCACAGUGGGCGGCGCAUUUGGAGAGGGCAGCGAGGAGAGGGUGGCACUAUUAAGCUGAAGCCGAGUCAGUUCUUGUUAUCUUUUAAGCUGGCAGCGGGAGCACAGGUGUGUAGCGCCUGACUCGGAUUGUGCAAGCUCGGUAGAAGCAGUAUAUUCCGUGCGGCAUAUUCAGUGUGCAGAGGGCAGACAGACAGACAGACAGACAGAAGAGUGACCUGUUGCCCCGGUUACUGCCACCUUCGCUGCUGCACCGGGACCCUUAUCCAGAGGAAGAAUGCAUGCUGCUGGUACUCCUAUGCUUGCCUGUGGGAUCGCUGGGAUUGUGUGCGACUGUUGCUACUGCUCUUACUGACACCUGGCUCCUCUCCGGGGAAGCUGUGCGAGUCUGUUGGUGCGGAACACACGGUUUGGCGCAACAAGGGAAGGAAGUAUAUCUAAUUGUUGAUCUCUUCAAAUAUCUGCACCGAAAGAAAGAGAAAUCAUGGCAGACAGUGCCACAGAGAAAAGUGGUAACUGGUGGAAAUCCCUUACUGUUCGUAAAAAGCCCAAGGAGGUCUCUGUGUAUAAUACGCCAGUUUCAGUUGAAACAACAGAAGACAAAACCUGGGGAAUUGGAAGUGGAUCUCUGAGUUCGUCUCCAGGCUCCAGAGAAAACCAGCACCCAAACCCUAUGUCUGCUGGGGGCACAGAACACUGUGGUGAUGCCAAGACAGAUAAGAUGUUUAAUGAGAAGACUGGCCGCAGGAACCUAAAAAUCUCCCGCUCAGGGCGCUUUAAGGAGAAGAGGAAGGUGCGUGCCAGUUUACCAGAGAGUCCUAAAUUCUUUCAAGAAAACCCAUCAAAUGCAAAUGAUGAGCGGCAGUGAUAAUCAAAUACGGCCAUUUCUAGGGCCACUGUAUAGAAGGACUGCGGGCCCAUGCAAUGAGCUAACAAUGGACAUUUUUGGGCUGUUUUCCCAGAGCCAGGAAACCUCUUUCUCUCUAAAAGGAAAAAAAUAUGGAUUUCUUAAUGUUAAAACCAUUCAUGAUGCCUUAAAACCACUCAACUUGAGUGCCUUAUUUUGUUUAUUGGUAUUUUUGUCAUGAGACUAAAGAACAAUAAGAAACUUUUUAGAGUGAAGCUCCUUCUAGAAGAUAUUUUGUCUAUGUAACUGGUACAGAAAAAAGUUUUCUAAGAAUAUUUAUCAUUUUUAAAUGAUAAAGAAUAAUGUAAUAUUUUGUGCUGGUAGAUAUUAUAAUAACAUGCUGCUGGCAAAUGAUAAAGAAUAAUUUAAUUGUACCUUGUGAUUAGUUGCACUCCUGGUCUGGUGAUGGCUGAAUGGUUUAAUAGUAACAUAAAGAAUAUAGUAAGUUAAUAGCAAGAUGAAGAAUAUAUAUAUAUAUUUAUAUUUAGUGAGUAUGAGGACUGACUGAGGUCUGUAUUUGCUGAUUGGUGCUUGCAUGGAGUCCUUUCCACUGAAGUGAAUAGCAUUAACAUGUCAUCGGUUGUUAAGUUGUGGUCGACAGAAGGACCAGAUUUGUGAGGGUUAAUAUUACCUUAACACAGAUUUAAUUCUUCCCAUGGGAAACAAAUAGAAGUGUCAAUUUGCAUAUUGUUAAUAUUUCAUGAUUGAGUAAAAUAUUUAUUUUGUGAAAAAUGCCUUGUUAUGCCAUUGAGGUUAUUUUUACACAUGUUAAUAAAAAUAAAUCUCUGGAAUAAUUA
Molecule: messenger RNA, 1716 nt
Organism: Xenopus tropicalis (tropical clawed frog)
Lineage: Eukaryota; Metazoa; Chordata; Amphibia; Anura; Pipidae
Gene: prr15
Product: proline rich 15
Exons: 2
Coding region: 497-880 (127 amino acids)
Source: RefSeq, a predicted model, not a curated record